AUGCGGCUGCUAUGCAGGAGGAGGACAACACGAGCAUCGCUAGACGACCUGCGACGGAAUGAGGCAUCAUCUCAACAAAUCGGUCAAUCGACCUACCAAUCCUUGCGCAUGGACACAUCUUCGAUGGUCGGCAAGGAAAGUUCUACCGCGACAGUCUCAGAAUCGAGAGGCAUUAGUGGCAUGGAUACAGUUAAUCGCUCGGACGACGCUGAUCUGUAG
Messenger RNA from Protopolystoma xenopodis, 219 nucleotides. The record is from the annotation of a GenBank genome assembly. NCBI's taxonomy places the organism in Eukaryota, Metazoa, Platyhelminthes, Monogenea, Polystomatidea, Polystomatidae.